UCACUUUCUCUAGUGAAACCAGAGGCAGCUAGCGUCCGGAAUGGCCUCGGCCGCAAACCGGGACUUUCCAUCGCCGCCGAAAACCAACAGACAACGGGCACACCUGCUGUCUUCAUUUCGCGACAGCUUCCGCUAAGGGAGGUGGGCCGAACCCCAGUGACCCGGGCUUCCCCUCGGUUGGAACGUUGGAACUCCGUGCGAAGAGCGGGGGCGGAGCGCAGACACCCCUCCCAGCACCCGGCGGAUGCCGCGCCGCCCGAAACACUGUCUUCCGGAGCCUAGCCUGCUGGCCCACACCGCGCUGUCCGGUCUCCUAGCAACGCCGCGACGGCCCGCGCGACGAAUCCUGGGGAGUGUAGUCCGUCCUUCCCCAACAGGACUGAGGCGCCCUAGACCUCACUUCCCAGGUCGCUCCGCGCGUGCCUCCCAUGACCUCGCGAGAACACUGGGCCGGAACCCACUGGCGAGAGUGGGCUUUCGCGGGGACCGCCGGGAGGUGUAGUUUGGAGCUGGGAGGCGCGCGCCCUGGCACCCGAGCUGCGGCAGCGGAGAGACUACAAGUCCCAGAGGGCGCGGCGAGACCGCCUGGAGGGCGGGGGGUACGAAAGAGGAACCCGAAGGGCGCGGGGGCCUCGGACCGGUGGGACUCGGGCCGUGAGACUCCUGGCCACCGAUCGCUGGGCGGUGAAGAGCUGGAUGUCUGCAGCUUGUGUCCUGGAGGGCCAGACCCUGCGCUCCGGAACAUGACGCUCCAGCGAGCCGUCCUCCUGGCCGGCCUCCUGGCAGAAGUUGCCGGCAAAUCCUCAGAAACUGCGGGCCAGCAGUCCGAGUGCUGUGUGGACAUGGUAGAUGUCAACACCACCUGCCCAGGCACAAGCCUGUGUGGCCCAGGCUGCUAUAGGCGCUGGAAUGAGGACGGGAGCGUCAGCUGUGUGCGAUGCAGGAACGGGACCCACAGCAGCUCCGAGUGCAAAAGUCAUCUGUCGUCACCCCCUCACCCCACCGGGCCUGCUCCUCACCGAGCGGCCACAUCUCCGAGUUCUGCAGGAGCAGGUGGGGGUCAUCUUUCUUGUCCCCAGAGCAUCGUGCCCCCCCCAGGACCCUUGUGUCCCCGAGUCUUGUCCGUUCAGGACAGCUAUGGGGUGACAGUCACUCCACCUCCAUGGUCACCCCCGUUCUGGGUUCUGGCCUGUGACUCCCCUUGGGGCUGUGCCUCUGGCUCCCUGGGUACAGACCUUCCUGUGCUCUGGGCUGCUCCCGGAGCCCGCAGCACUGAUGACAGCUCUGCUCCCACAGUCACUGGCUGGGGCGCACAGCUCCCCGUGAACAGGAGCACAGGGAUGCCUGGGCGGCCAAACUUCGGGGGCCCUGGAGUGGCAGCUGCCCUCUUCCUGGGGACGUUCCUCAUCAGUUCGGGCCUCAUCCUCGCUGUGGCCAUGUUCUUCUACCUCAAGCGUGCCAGCAAACUGCCCCAGCUCUGCUAUGGAACAAACAAAGCCCCGGCCCUGCAGCCUGGUGAAGCCGCCGCCAUGAUUCCCCCACCACCGUCCUCAGUGCGGAAGCCACGCUACGUCAGGCGUGAGAGGCCCUCAGACAGGGACACGGGCCCCACAGCUGUCUCCUCGGUGGAGGCCCGGGUCAGCAAUGUCUGACCCGAAGGCCCCACACUGCGCACACCGCCAGGGAGGG
Molecule: messenger RNA, 1689 nt
Organism: Rhinolophus ferrumequinum (greater horseshoe bat)
Lineage: Eukaryota; Metazoa; Chordata; Mammalia; Chiroptera; Rhinolophidae
Gene: C9H1orf159
Product: chromosome 9 C1orf159 homolog
Source: RefSeq, a predicted model, not a curated record